Molecule: messenger RNA, 2057 nt
Organism: Brachypodium distachyon (stiff brome)
Lineage: Eukaryota; Viridiplantae; Streptophyta; Magnoliopsida; Poales; Poaceae
Product: scarecrow-like protein 33
Exons: 1
Coding region: 34-1941 (635 amino acids)
Biological process (GO): regulation of DNA-templated transcription
Cellular component (GO): nucleus
Molecular function (GO): DNA-binding transcription factor activity; sequence-specific DNA binding
Source: RefSeq, a predicted model, not a curated record
CACUGCACCAUCACCAAGUAGCAUCUACCCACCAUGGCUGCCACCCAAGAGGAGUUGUUAGGUGUUAUCGAGUCUGCGCCAGUGCAUCCGUCCGUCUUCCUCGACCAUGGUGACUCAAAGCAGCCACAGGAUGAUCUGUCCUUGGAAUACAUCUCGCGCAUGCUCAUGGAGGAUGAUAUUGUUGACAAGUUCACCUACCAGUACACUGAUCACCCGAAGCUCCUGCAGGUUGAGCAACCCUUCGCCCAGAUCCUCUCUGCUGCUGACACCACCUCAUUCGAUGGUGACGAGUCCUCGGCACUACCAGAUGUGCUUGCCUCUGCCUUGCUGCCCAGUAAGGUACAGGAUCCAGCCUUCUUCUCGAAUGGUACAGGCACAGUGGAGCCCAGGAAUGACGAGUUUCCCAUGGAGAGCGCUAGCAUCACCAGCAUGAACAAGAUGCCAAGCACGGAAUUCUUCAAAGGCAUGGAGAACACCGAAAUGUUCCUGCCCAGAGACUUCGUGAUGGUGGAUAGUAGGGGGUGUAAGAACAAGUUUGACGUGGAUGGUGUGACGGAGGCAGGCAUGGGCAGGAGCAGCAAGCAAAUAGCGGUGCUAGUGCAUGCUGACUCGGAGGAGGAGGACGAGCUCAAGAAGAGCUUGGACUGUCUCAUCCUCAAUGGCUAUGACAGGCACCCCGGUGAGAUGCAGGAGCUACUAAUCACUCCAGACAAGGAGAACAAGGUGGCACAGAAGAGCAGACGCAUACGUGGGAGGCGCGGUGCAACACAGACGGUGGUCACUGACCUAGAAACACUGCUGAUCCGCUGUGCGGAAGCAGUGGCCAGUAACGACCAUCGCAGCGCGAGCGAGGUACUGGAGAAGAUCAAGCGGUACUCCUCACCAACGGGGGAUUCUAGGCAGCGGCUGGCACAUUACUUCGCCCAGGGGCUGGAGGCACGGCUGGCCGGCACGGGGAGUCAGUUCUACCGUUCGCUCAUUGGGACACGCACCUCCACUAUGAAGCUUGUUCAGGCUUACCAUCUGUACAGCGCCACCUUCUGCUUCUUUAAGGUCGCAUUUCUCUUUUCCAACAAGACCAUCUACAAAGCUGUUGCAGGCAGGAAGAAACUGCACAUUGUGCACUACGGCAUCAACAUCGGAGUGCAGUGGCCGGAGUUGAUCCAGUGGCUGGCGGACAGGGAGGGAGGGCCACCAGAGGUGAGGAUGACCAGCAUCAGCAAGCCUCAGCCUGGGUUCCGCCCAUCUGAGCAAAUCGAGGAGGCAGGGCACCGUCUCAGCAACUAUGCAAGCAAGUUCGGCAUGUCAUUCAAGUUCAACGCCAUCACAGCCCAGCCAGAGGCUGUUCGGGCAGAGGACAUCCACAUUGACCCUGAUGAGGUGCUUGUCGUGAACAGCCUGUUCCAGUUCAAGACCUUGAUGGACGAGAGCCUCACCAUGGACAGGGUAAGCCCAAGGGACAUGGUGCUCAACACUAUCAGGAAGAUGAAGCCGUCUGUGUUUGUCCAUGCCAUCACCAAUGGGUCAUACAGUGCGGCGUUCUUCAUGACACGGUUCCGCCAUGCGUUGUACAACUUCGCAUCAUUUUUUGAUGUGUUGGAGACCACGAUUCCACGGAACAACGACAAGAGACUGAAGAUGGAGCGGGACUUUUUCGCACGUUCUGUCAUGAACAUGGUCGCCUGCGAAGGGGCAGACAGGGUGGAGCGCCCUCAGAACUACAGGGAGUGGCAGACUCGGAACCACCGGGCAGGGUUGAGGCAGUUGCCAUUGGACCCUGAUAUUGUUCUGAUGCUCAAGGACAAAGUGAAGAACCAGUACCACAAGCAUUUCAUGAUCAAUGAGGACCAUCGGUGGCUUCUGCAAGGGUGGAAAGGCCGGGUCCUCUACGCCCUCUCAGCAUGGGUAGCUGAUGAUGCUAGCAGUUCUAACGUGGCAUAGAUUCAACUGGAUGCUUGGGCACAUUUGCUCUGCUUUUGUGAGAUUGUACUAGUGGUUCUGAAUUGACAUAGAUGGAUUGAUAGAUUGAAGUACCAAUGGAUAUAUUGAUUUGAUCU